CCGGUGGGGGCUGGGCCACGCGUCACGUGACCGCAGCUUCCUCACGUGACCGGGACUCAUGCGCUCCAUCACGUGACCGGGCGCAGCGGCGGGAUGGCGCGAGGGUGCCGGGCGCUCCCCGCCGUGCUGGCGCUGUGUGCGGCCGCCUGGAGCUGUUGCGUCGCGGGUCGGGCGCUGGAGCGGGACCAGCCGUUCCGCCCUCCGCCCGGAUGGGUCCUCGCCGGCCGCGUGAGCCCCGAGCACGGCGUGCAGCUGACCCUGGCGCUCCGGCAGCGCGGCACCGAGCGCCUGGCCCGCCUCGUCCGCGCCGUGUCCGAGCCGCGCUCCCCGCAAUACGGCAAAUAUUUGACCGUGGAGCAGCUGCGGGACCUCGUGCGCCCCUCCCCGGCCACGCUGAUGACCGUGCUGAAGUGGCUGCGGGGCCACGGCGUCGAGGACUGCCGCAGCGUCGCCACUCUGGACUUCCUGGAGUGCAGCAUGCCGGCGAGCACGGCUGAGCGCCUCCUGCCCGGGGCUGAGUUCCACCGCUACGUGAAGGGCCAGCGCAGCGUCAUCCGCUCCCCGCAGCCCUACAGCGUUCCUGAGGAGCUGGCAGAGCACAUCGACUUUGUGGGGGGCCUGCACCGGUUCCCUGCGGAGAGGAGUGUGGUCAGCAGGGCCUGGGCCAAGGAGGGGAUGGAGUCCCAUGGGCAGAAAGCAGCCUUCCACCUGGGUGUGAUGCCAUCAGUCAUUCGGAAGCGAUACAACAUGACAAAAGGAGACAUCGGACUGCUGUCCAACAACAGCCAGGCCUGUGCCCAGUUCCUGGAGCAGUACUUCCACCAGGCUGACCUGGCUGUGUUCAUGAAGCUCUUUGGCAGCAGCUUUGCCCACCGCACAGAGAUCGACCGUGUGGUUGGGCACCAGGGCCAGGGCAGGGCUGGGCUGGAGGCCAGCCUGGAUGUGGAGUACAUCAUGAGCACGGGCGCCAACAUCUCCACGUGGGUCUUCAGCAAUGCAGGGCGGCACGAGAGCCAGGAGCCCUUCCUGGCGUGGCUGCUGCUGCUCAGCAACAUGUCGGCGCUGCCCUGGGUGCACUCGGUCAGCUACGGGGAUGACGAGGACAGCCUCUCGCAGGUCUACCUGCAGCGGGUCAACGUGGAAUUCAUGAAGGCGGCCGCCCGCGGCCUCACGGUGCUCUUUGCUUCGGGUGACGACGGUGCCGGGUGCAGGAGGGUGCCGGGGGGGAACCACACCUUCCGACCCAGCUUCCCAGCCUCCAGCCCCUACGUGACCACCGUCGGCGGCACAUCUUUCAAGAACCCGUUCCUGGUGACGACAGAAGUGACGGAUUACAUCAGCGGCGGCGGCUUCAGCAACGUCUUCCCGAUGCCCGACUACCAGGUCGAGGCCGUGCGGAGCUUCCUGCGCUCCGCCCCGAAGCUGCCCCCCAGCUCCUACUACAACAGCAGCGGCCGCGCCUAUCCGGACCUGGCCGCGCUGUCGGACAACUACUGGGUGGUGACCAACCGGCUGCCGCUGCCCUGGGUGUCGGGCACCUCGGCAUCGACGCCGGUGGUGGCGGGGAUGCUGGCGCUCAUCAACGACCGCCGCCUGCAGCUGGGCCAGCCGCCGCUCGGCUUCCUGAACCCCGCGCUGUACCAACUGCGGGAGCGCGGCCACGGCGGAGCGCUGUUCGACGUGACGCAGGGCUGCCACCUCUCCUGCCUGGACGGCACGGUUCAAGGCCAAGGCUUCUGCGCCGGCCCCGCGUGGGACGCGGUGACGGGUUGGGGGACUCCCGACUUCCCGCAGCUGCUGCGCGCGUUGACGGCGCCAUGACGACAAUAAAGGCCGCGGCGCGGCGCCCCCUGC
This is a messenger RNA of Lagopus muta (rock ptarmigan), 1854 nucleotides long. It is a transcript of the gene TPP1, whose product is annotated as tripeptidyl peptidase 1. The record is from RefSeq and is a predicted model, not a curated record. Gene Ontology annotation, biological process: proteolysis; central nervous system development. The transcript is spliced from 13 exons. Lineage: Eukaryota; Metazoa; Chordata; Aves; Galliformes; Phasianidae. Bases 94 to 1821 code for a protein of 575 amino acids. Gene Ontology annotation, molecular function: tripeptidyl-peptidase activity; serine-type endopeptidase activity.